CCCCCUGACCCUCGCCCGCCCGGGUCCACUGGCCGGCCCGGCCCGGGGGCGACACCCACAGCAUGGGCCCGCCCCACGCCCCCUACGCGGGCAGACCCAACUGGGACCACCUCAAACUCUACACGCUUAACGCGAGAGGCCUCAACUCUCCUCAUAAACGGGCCAGAGCGUUACGGGAACUCAGAGCACUGGGAGUGUCGAUAGCCUUCUUCCAGGAAACCCAUUUUCACGCACCCCAGGCCCCGAAGUUCUCCAACAAACACUACCCCAACGGCCACUUCGCGCACAACCCCUUGACCAAAUCUAAGGGAGUAGCCAUACUAUUCUCAGCAAACACCCAGUUCCACCUGGAAGCAGAAGUAAGAGACACGGAGGGCAGAUAUCUCUUUAUUAAGGGGAAAAUAGGCAACUCCACACUCACGUUUGCAAACCUGUACCUCCCAAACAAAGGCCAGAAACCGUUUCUGGCCUUGGCCCUCAGAACCCUAGAAGAAUUUGGUGAAGGCACAAUCAUAAUUGGAGUAGACUUCAAUGCCCCCCUAGACCCCAAAAUGGACACGUCCAAAGGCGCAUCUACGAUACCAGGACACAUCCUCAGAGGAAUGAGGACUCUCCUCUCAAAUCACCAAUUUACAGACACCUGGCGCAUCCUACACCACACAGACAGAGAUUUCACCUACUACUCAGCACCACAUAGAUCCUACUCAAGGAUAGAUUAUUUUUUCACCCAACACAGAGACCUAGACACGCUGCUAGCAGCCCAAAUAGCGCCUAUGACCUGGUCAGACCACGCACCAGUAAUCAUCACCAUAGAACACCCCAAGCCCUUAAAACCGCAAUGGACGUGGAAAUUAAAUGAAUCGCUCCUGGAAGACCCACUAAUCCAAACAGACGUACGCUCCGCUCUAGAACACUUCUUCCUCACCAACAAGACACCUGACUCCACGCCGCCUACAAUAUGGGAGGCGCAUAAAUGCGUCAUUAGAGGGAUCCUUAUCAAACAUGGCACCCGCCUGAAAAAACAACGUACACAAGAAAUUGCACACCUUGUCACCCAGGUGGCCCAACUGGAAGCAAAACACAAACACACCCUCCAUGACGCCACGUAUAAACAACUUCUGGAGACUAGAGCGAAACUCAACUCUCGGUUACAAUCAAAGAUCCAAUUCCAGUUCCAACUCGCCAAAAAAACAUUUUACGAAUUCGGAAAUAAAAGUGGCAAACUAUUAGCCAGAGCACUGAGAGCGCGCAGGCAAAAAUGCCACGUCCAAAAGAUCACAGCAGCAGGGACACACAUGCUCACACCCAAAGCCAUAGCAGACGGCUUCCGACAAUACUACUCCUCCCUAUAUUGCUUACCUCUACACACUUCGCGAACAAACUCCACAGAAGCAACCUUCAUAGCUCAUCAGAAAGAAUAUAUAGCGCAGAACCUGACUUCCAAGCUCCCGCCCCGGGCCGUAACCGCACUGGAGGAAGACAUCACUGCCGAAGAAAUACAUCUAGCAAUCAAACUGGCCAAACAGGGGAAAAGCCCAGGACCAGACGGGUACACGGCAAAAUACUACAAGACGUUCGCCGACGCUCUCACCCCACACCUGCUUACCCUGUUUAACGCCAUCCAUAUGGGGAACCCACUGGAUCCCAACACGCUCCUGGCCCAUAUCGUGGUGAUACCGAAGGAAGGAAAAGACCCGUCCUCAUGCACCAGCUACCGACCAAUAUCCCUGCUGAACACUGACCUCAAGCUGCUCGCCAAGAUACUGGCACUCCGCCUCCAACCCUUACUACCGGACCUCAUCCACCCUGACCAAGUGGGAUUUGUGGAGGGAAGAGAGGCCAGGGACAACACCGUCAAGGCACUCAACCUAAUACACGCAGCUGGACGAGGACACAAGCGCGCCCUAUUGGUCUCGACAGACGCCGAAAAGGCGUUUGACAGGGUGGACUGGUCCUUCUUAUUCUCCACCCUAGAGCACCUUGGGAUGGGACCGCACAUGCUGGCCCGGAUAUCAGCCCUAUACACCAACCCAGCUGCCCGAGUACAAGUAAACGGAAUUCUCUCGGAUCCUUUUGAAAUAAGAAACGGCACGAGGCAGGGCUGCCCACUAUCGCCCCUGCUAUUUGUCCUCAGCUUGGAGCCGUUCCUAAAUGCCAUCAGAACCCAACCCAACAUCGCAGGGAUCGGAGGCGGGUGGGGAGUCAGCAAGGUUGCGGCAUACGCGGACGACCUCCUGUUUACCAUCACCGACCCAGCAUCCUCCCUCAGAGAAUUAAUGCAUCAAUUUGACACUUAUGGCAUACUGUCAAACCUAAAAAUCAACUUCACCAAAUCAGAAAUCCUCAAUGUGGGCUGCCCCCAACCACUGGUAAAUACACUACAAAAUGACUUCCCUUUCCACUGGUGCACAGAAGCAAAUACUUAGGUAUCUGGCUGUCGGCAGACCUCACAGCCAGUUUCCGAAUCAACUUCCCACCCCUUCUUGACCAGAUUAAAAAAGACCUGAACGCAUGGCAGCUGCCACACAUCACAUGGCUGGGGAGGAUCAGCGUACUCAAGAUGAACAUACUCCCACGACUCCUGUACCUCUUGCAAACCCUACCGAUACACAUUCCCACCACCUUCUUCACCCAAGCCCGACAGAUAAUGACAGAGUACGUGUGGCAUCGCCAGAGGGCGAGAUUGAACUUCGCCACUCUCACGAGACCCAAACACCACGGGGGACUGGGCCUACCCGAUCUGACCAAAUAUCGGCGAGCCGUCCAUCUCCAGCGUCUGAUUGAAUGGACACACAACCCGGAAAACAAACUUUGGAUCCCGAUUGAGGCAAGCUUCUCACAGACCCCCCUAUCUCUUCUCCCUUGGCUACCAAAAGCUAUGACCAACGAACUACCACGACAACACCCAACCAUAAACGCUACUCUGGCAGUCUGGAGAGGCUUAGCGCCACACAGGGACAUGGCCCCGGAGCUAUCUCCCCUCUGCCCUAUCUCCCAUAACCCCAAAUUCCCCCCGGCGAUGGAACCUCGCUACGUCACAACCCUAGGGCUGCCAUAUCCAUGCAGACUAAAGGACAUAUACAAACAAGGCACGAUUACCCCUCUGAGAGACCUGGUCCCAGAUACCACGCACAACUGGCCACUCCGCUUCAGAUACCACCAGCUUACGAAAUUCCUGACGCACAUGCCCGAACUGAAAUCGGCAACACGAACACUCUCCACCUUCGAAACCCUUUGCACAAGCCCCUCGAUCCCACCACACACAAUCUCACUCCUAUACACACUACUAAUCACACCUCCCACCGAUGCUCCCCUCCCUUACUUCACCAGAUACUGGGAAAAAGAUCUAGGACACCCACUCACCAGGGAACAAUGGACCACAGUGUUUACGCUCAUACACAAAGCCUCUAUAGCCACCAAAUACCAGGAAGCAGGAUAUAAAAUGAUCUCGCACUGGUACCGAACACCAGAGAAAUUAUCGGCAAUGAUGUCCACCUGUGAACCAGAAUGUUGGAGAUGCAGGAAAGAACUGGGAACCCUCUUCCAUAUAUGGUGGACCUGCCCACUCAUCAAACCAUUCUGGACGGAAAUCCACAAAGUCCUAGAGACCGUAACGGACGCGAAGCUACAACUUACACCCGAAACCUAUCUGCUCCACCUGACCCCGCUCCCCUUCAACAAAUACAAAAAAUCUGUAAUCCCGCAUCUCCUGAAUGCGGCUCGCAGCCUCAUUCCGAGACACUGGAAACAACCUACGGCCCCGACAAUCAAUGAAUGGAUGAUCAGAGUAGAAGACAUCAGACGUAUAGAGGAGCUCAUCCUCUCGGCGACGGGACGCAUACAACGCUACCACGACACCUGGUAUCACUGGUCACAAUGGCUCACCUCUGCCACAGCGAUGGGAGACGGGGACUUACAGCCCUCAGAUACAGAAGUGGAAUUGUCCCCCCGGGCCGAGGCCGGAGGAGCUGGACCGAGACCUGGGCCGUCCCCCGCCUAACCCACCACUAACUCCCUAUACCUCAUCCCGCUUAACCUGAAACCACCCACACCCCCCGGUCCCCAUUCUUCAUUACCCCCCCCUCGCCCCCUCCUGAGCGACUCCGCCCACCUACAACCCUUCAGAGACAAACCAACACAGAGAUGAAUAAUCAUGACACAAGACAAACAACGCUCACCCCUCACUCCCCCCCCCAAACACAGAUCGAACGACACGCACCGUACCCAUGACACACAACAGAGACAUACACAAGACAGCACGCCAGAGACAACACUCACGCUACACACAACACGACAACUACCGGGCCACAAACCCCCAGCUUUCUCCCCCAGCUACCAGACGGCUCUGAGCGUAGCAACACUUAGACACACAAACCAAUGCUGCCAGUAAACCCCACCCCACCCCCUGUUCAUAAAACUAACGGACCGGCUCCGAGCUCCAUACCCAAAGCCCCAACAAAAGACCCACCCCACUGGACCCCACCAACGCAACCCAGGGCAUAUCCCCACUAAAUAAGACCUCCACAUGUACACCCAUCCAACCAAUGAAACCCCACAUACUAAAACAAUAUGAGCAGUACAACCUGUUAGGUAUACCAAACCCACCCCCAAGAUAAACACUGAAUCACAUCCCCCACUAAAACUCAUAAAUCUGUAACUUACCGCAAAACUACCCACACCAUACCACAAAUGUUGAAUGAUUCAAAACACGCAACUGUUUCUAAAAGCUCUGUUCAUUAUAUGCGCAUGGCCCGAUCUUCAGUAGCCAUGACGAUGGGAUCAACUCAGUGAGUUACCAAACCCCACGGCACUGGAAUACCCACAUACAUAUUUUAUAUUUUAUGCUUUUUAUGCCUAAACCAUUACCUGCUCUGUAAACUAACUGUUACCAUGCUAUAUUAAGAUGCCCAUGUACCUUCUACCUGCUGUAUCCUUCUUCAAACUGGAUUGUAACGCGAAUUUAAAUCAAAAUAAAAACUUUUUGAAUAAAAAAACAUGAACCAUCUGUGUAUUAGGCUGAGGUUGUUGGGUGUGGGUAUAGCUUGAAAGUUGUGGUUGGUAUUGAGGAACCUGCCAGCUGGGCCAGGUUCUCCCCUAGCACCGGGUUCUCCUUUGUCUCCUUGAGCACCAGGUUCACCAUUGUUACCCUUAGGUCCAGGGGAACCCUUGGGGCCCUGAGGUCCAGGAGCACCACAGGCACCAGGGAAGCCAGGGACACCAGCAAUACCAGUGGGGCCAGCUUGACCAGGAGAACUGGGUUCACCACGAGCACCUUGGGGUGAAUCCCUGCUAUCCACAAUUAAAACAGUGCUGAAGUUACCACCUCUACAAAAGUUAGAUCCUUUGAUCAAAUUCUCUACCUCUGCCUCUAAAACUUUUCUGAUUCAAUCUCCUAUCACCUCCCAAAUGUCCUUGUCUCGCCUGCUUAAAAUCACAAUCCUUUUGUGACCGAUACAACAUACUUUUCCCUCUUUCUUUAUAUCAAAACAACCUGCUGUAUCUUUCUCAUGAAUCUUCCCAAGAAAUUCAGUUGGGGUCAAAGAGGGCCAGUCACAGACCAAUAUUUUAACCAAAAGUGAACAAGGAGGAAGCAUAUUCCAUAUGAAGGUCGAGAUGACCUAACUCACACCCCCUCUUUGUGUACACCUCUUUGUGUACCACACAGAUAUAAUAUUAAUAAGCUUUUGAAGAUUUAUUGUGCAUGUAUAGCAUGGUUGUCUAGGGGUGUAUACAUAAACAGUGAAAGCAGAGUCUUCAUAUAGGGUUUGCAUUACUGACAGUCUGGGUCAUAGGUGUAAUGCAGAGGUGCAGUUAGGUACUUUUCCAUUGUCAGAAUACAUUGAAAGCACUAAUAUAUUGCAAAUAUUAAAAUCAUAUUGCAGCUGUUUCCUAUACCUGCAAGGAUAUGGUUGUAAUACUUCAAUUGAGUUCAAAUUGAGUAUCAAAAAUUCUAACUACAAAAACUAAAUUUUAUAUGCUUAUCAAAAAUGAGUUUAACCCCUUAGCAAUUUAAUAGGGUGACCUCUUCCCAUAGAAUGGUUCCUUUUAUAAUUAUUAUAUUAUUUAUUCUCUUCUGGGUCAGCAAAAUGCUUUCAAUAUACCAAUACAAAUAUAAUACAGUAGUUUAGAAUUGCCUCAAAAGAAAUUAUCUGAUCAUUUUGCUAUAAUCAAUGAGGCAUAUUAGAUGAAUCUUAAUCUUGGAAAAAACCUAUCCUAUACAUCCAUAAUUUUUUCUUGUUAUAUAACCAUAUAACAUAACAAUUGUUUAUGUUAAAGAUAACAAAUUUUUAUUUUCUGAAAUAAUGCAAUGCACUUUAAAAGUAGCAUUAACUCUAAAUACUCCCCUAAUAAUACUGAAACAUGGAUCCACGAUUUUGAAAAGCAAAUGAUAUAUUUUUCCUUUUUCUUUCCCAGGGGCCCCUUUCUUGUCGGCUGAUCAGCGUUUUUUUAAAUCUGUUGUAAAAAGACACUAAAGGCUUGCGUUAAUGACAUGCAAAUAUUCUUUAAAUAUUCUUCAUACUCAUUGUAAUAUCACACAUGUCUUAUAACACAGAAAACAUGUAGCAGAUAUCCAGCAGACAUGCCAAUACAAAAAGCAUAUUCUUGGACAGGUAAUUAACUCAAUCCAAAAUAAAUUAAUAAAUGUCACACUCUGUGACAGACAUAAUAUAGGUUCUCAUGUUUGUGCAUUAUGCAUGUCUGCAAACUAUGCAAGCAGUACUAUUUUAAGGUUAGAUCAGAGCACCUGGCAACUGGACAGGAAAGUCGAAUUUUGGCAGGAAGUCCAUUAUUGCAACAGAAUUUUGGAAAUCAGCUAAAAUUUACAAAAACAGACUCCCUCUUUUUUUCUUUCUUAAGACUACAACUCAUAUUGCUCUUGGACUAGUAUUCAAUAAUAAAUCAGUUAUUUCAUAGAUUAUUAUGCUGCCAUUUUCAUCUGUAUCAAUACUAAGACAAACUUAUUCAAAUAUAAUUUAAAAUAACACAGCAAAAUACCCAUUAACAUACAUGACAAUUAAACUGCGCACUUCAAAAUGAGUAACCAAAACAAACAUUUAUGACAAUCAUCAUUCACACAGAAUAAACUUCUAACAGCUGUAUUCAGAACAUAUUAUUGUAAGGUAUACCAAUUCUAGUUUGUAUCAGAUUUAUUUAAGAGUUCUGGUACCAAAGGGUUUAUUUUUUAUUUUUUACAGAAGGGAUCCCGUAUGGCCAUAUAACGCCGUUUGACUUAAACAUUUGUAUAACACUUGCAUUAACCAGUUGCAACAUAUGUAUCCUGUCAAUAAAAUUUCUCUCUUAUACGCUUAUAGAACAUUUGGACCAGAUUACACAGACAUGGUAUCAUCUGCAUUUGUCAGAACUCUCAAAGACUCAAAAUAUUUAUACUACUCCAUGCACUGGCGGAUCCAGGGGCGGGGCAACGGGGCAAUUGCCCCCCCCGAGAAAUCCGCCGGUCUCCCUCCCCUGUCAGCACAUGCAGGUGCUAGCCCUGCAAUGUGCCUGCGGACCGGAGGGGAGAUCAGAGAUCUCCCUCCCCGGUCCGCAGGCACUGUGCUGGCAGCCGGCAGGGGAGGGAGAGGGAGGACCCGGAACUCAGUCUGCAGCUCCUCCGGGUCCUCCUCUCGCGAGAUUUGGAGCGUUGCCGCGGUUACCAUGGCAACGCUCCAAAUCUCGCGAGAGUGAACUCUAGCCCGGGAGCGUGGGCUAGCGUUCACUCUCACCACUGGGACCACCAGGGAAUCACCACUGGGACCACCAGGGAUGAAAAUAUGUCCCCCCUCCUCCUCAAUAAAGGUAAGAAGGGAGGGGGGACAUAGA
Messenger RNA from Pelobates cultripes (western spadefoot toad), 7821 nucleotides. Lineage: Eukaryota; Metazoa; Chordata; Amphibia; Anura; Pelobatidae. The record is from the annotation of a GenBank genome assembly.